Messenger RNA from Psylliodes chrysocephalus, 336 nucleotides. Lineage: Eukaryota; Metazoa; Arthropoda; Insecta; Coleoptera; Chrysomelidae. The record is from the annotation of a GenBank genome assembly.
AUGAAUCCGCUGGUCAGAACAGAAACUCAAUUGUUUCUGGAAUGUUCAUUGCGUGGCUUUAUAGAUUGGCUUCAAAUCACAUCUCUAAAAUUGAAUUUAUUUUUUUCUCCUGAUCGUGUAUUUGGACUAAUUGAACGAAAAGUAAAAAAAAAAUACCCUGCAAUUGCAAAUCCAGAAGAAUAUUUCAAAAUAAUUAAAGAAUUUGCCAGUGUCCUGGUUUUAGGAAAAAACUGGGAUUAUUUUAAUUGGAUGAAAGUAACUACGUCAGUGCUUAAACCUCCAACUAACUGGUAUUUUCAGUUUAACUGUGCCAAAAGAUUUAUUUUGGAAAGAUAG